Molecule: messenger RNA, 2160 nt
Organism: Lodderomyces oxycetoniae
Lineage: Eukaryota; Fungi; Ascomycota; Pichiomycetes; Serinales; Debaryomycetaceae
Exons: 1
Coding region: 1-2160 (719 amino acids)
Molecular function (GO): phosphoric diester hydrolase activity
Source: RefSeq, a predicted model, not a curated record
AUGCGUAGUGUUGAUAUCUAUUUUGUUUUGAUUUGCGCAGUUUGUGUGGUUUUUUCACAUACUAUACCAGGGUUGAAUUCUCUUCAACGUCAAAUCUUGUCGAAAAAAAGGUCAAGAUCGAGACAAAAAGGAAGGAGUGAUGAUCUUACACAAGAUAUUUUUCUCAAUCUCCCAGCAAGGGAAAUUGAUUUUAUCAAUUUGCAUUUGAAGAACUUGACAGAUGCCAACGGAUCUAAAUGUGACAAGUGUAAGUACAAGAUAAGAUAUGCAAAGUCAUUAGUCGAAGAGUACCCCGAACAAGAACAUCUUGUUACUUUGCUUUUAUUCAAAGAUUGUGUCAAUAAUGCCUAUUAUGCUGACUCCUGCUAUUAUGAGAAUUUUUUCAUCACUACAAAAUCUCAGAACUUUGAAGCAUUCAAUGAUGACUACGAUGCAGGUAUAACUUCUGGUACAAGUGUCAACUUUUUCGAUAAUGAUUUCUUGCAUCUUCUUAAGAAUUUCAAUGUUUCAAGUGACUUGGAUUUAGAGUAUUACUGCUACUUCAAAGAUCAUCGCGCUUGCUCGUUACCCAAGACUCCUGACAUUGAACAACUAUUUGAUAUUCAAAGUUGGUGGCCAGAAAAGAAACCCGAGCAUUACCAUCAACCAGUAUACAAGAAUAACAGUGAGAGGUUCAAUGUAAUUCAUGUAACCGAUUUUCAUAUUCAGCCUCGAUACGAAUUGGGAGCUGAAUCGAAUUGUACAGAAGUACCGUGUGCCUUGCCCGAAUCGUACAACAAAAAGUUACCAGGAAAGGACUAUAACUUCACUACAUAUUAUAAGAACCUUGACCCAACUAUUGAAACUUUUAAUUUUUCUUUUUACCCAGAUGCUAGGUAUACAGAAAACGACACAUAUAUUAAAGGUGACUACUAUGAUUUCCCAAAGUAUCGUGGCUACAAUUUCAACAAUGCUCCAGCAACUUCGUUUGGAGCCUACCUUUCAGAUGCUCCAGAAUUAUUGAUGAAUAAUUCCCUAAUUGAAAUUGCCAAGUUGCAAGCCGAGAAAAAGUUCGAAUUGGUCUUAUUUACUGGGGAUAUGGUGGACCACGAUGGUGUCCAUUGUACUCCGAAUAUCACCAAGGAUGCCGAAGUAACUGCAUUCAAAUUGGUGAAAAAGUAUUUGAACAAUAUUCCAAUCAUGCCAGCAUUAGGUAAUCAUGACUCGUUUCCCUAUGCUCAAGUUGCACCCAAUAAGUUUGACCGUAAUAAUUCAUAUGACUACAAUAUCGAAGAUAUGGUCAAUUUAUGGAUUAACAAUGAAUGGUUUGAGGGAAAAGAUGCAAACGAUUUGAAAAAACAUUACACGGGGUUCUCCUAUGUUACUAAUAGAGGGUUGAAAAUUAUUGCUUUAAACUCCAAUGCUUACUAUGGCGACAACUUGUGGGCCUACAUUGACCAAACAACUGAUGGUGACUUGUUUGGAAACUGGAAAUUUCUUGUUGAUGAGUUGCUCGAGUCAGAAGAAAAGGGACAAAGAGUAUGGAUAAUGGCACACAUCCCACCAAAUAACUACGAUGUGUUGCCCAUUCAGUCGAGAAUCUUUGGUACAAUUAUUGAAAGAUUCGCGCCUUAUACUGUUGCAAACAUGUUUUUUGGUCAUACUCAUAGAGAUCAGUUUUCGAUUUUAUAUUCUAGUAAUACAACUGCCGCUGAUGCUGUGGCCGAGGAUGUCCUCAGUAUGUCGUGGGUUGCUCAAUCCGUAACUCCUUAUACAAAAUUCAACCCUUCGUUCAAAUGGUAUGAAGUUGAAAACGAAAGUUUCAAUAUCAUCAAUGCAUACAAUUACUAUACUCAGUUGAAUAUUACCUUCAACAAUGGUGGCGAGGAGCCGAAAUGGGAGGUUGAGUAUAGUGCCAGGGAUCUCUAUGAUCCGGAACAUACAUGGCCUGAGGAUGCACCAUUGAAUGGUACUUUUUGGCAUAAUUAUGUUGCAAAACCAAUGUGGAAUACAUCUGAUAUUGCAUUUAACCAAAAGUUUAUGGACUAUAAAUAUAGAUUGAGUCCACUCACACCAAACUGUACUACUGACAAGGGCAAAUUGAAUAAUGUAUGUUUCAAUGACAAUAAUUGUUUCCUCAAUUUUUAUUCUGACAGUAAUAUCAACUGUCAAAAGUCCUGA